UUUUAGAUAACGACGUACGAUCCAGUUUGUUUUCGAACGCACACCUGUGCCGAAUUUCGGUUUUAAUUUCAUUUCUAAAAUAAAUAAAUCGAAAUAAUGGUUCAAAUUGAAGGCACUUAUGAAAUCGUUAAAAACGAGAAUUUUCAACAAUAUCUCAAAUCUCUAGGUACUGAAAUGACUGAGGAUAUGGUUCAGCGUUUAAACGCCUCCAGAUCAACGAUUCAAGUAAAAUUAGAUGGAAAUAAAUGUAGCUUUAUCACCAGCUCGCACGACGGAACGUUUACAACUUUAUCCUUUGAAUUUGGAAUCAGUUUCGUAGACGAACUUAGCCCUAUUUUAAAACUAAAGACCACCCCGACUUUUGAUGGAGCAACAAUCGUUAAUUUAAAAUCGGAAACUGAAGAUGGAAGAGGAGGAAAUAGGAAAUAUGAAUUUUCAAACGAUGGAUUAAUAAUUUAUUAUUCCACUAAUGGAUCGAACGAAACCGCAAGAAGAAUAUAUAAAAGGAUUUAAACGUCGACGUGAUGAAAUUUAUUUUUGAAAUUUUUAGGUUAUAUAAACGUCAAAUUUAAUACUUUUAAGAAAACUGUACAAGGUGACAAAAAUGCGUUAAAUUUAAAAAUGUAAAUAUACAUUUUUAAAUUUAACGCAUUUUUACUAAUCGUACUACUAUUUAAAAUAAAUUGAUUUUAUAAAAUUA
Onthophagus taurus is the source of this 700-nucleotide messenger RNA. Its product is annotated as fatty acid-binding protein 2-like. NCBI's taxonomy places the organism in Eukaryota, Metazoa, Arthropoda, Insecta, Coleoptera, Scarabaeidae. Gene Ontology annotation, molecular function: lipid binding. The record is from RefSeq and is a predicted model, not a curated record.